AUGCUCGCGCCUGGCCAGGGCCCCAGAGGGCCGCUGCUGAGCAUGCCCGGGCGCCGGGGGGCGCUGCGUGAGCCGACCGACUUUGGCUCCAGUCUAGGGGCAGCGCUGGCCCUGCUGUUGCUGCUGCUGCCCGCCUGCUGCCCGGUAAGGGCUCAGAACGACACGGAGCCCAUCGUGCUAGAGGGCAAGUGCUUGGUGGUGUGCGAUUCCAGCCCAUCGGGGGAUGGCGCCGUCACUUCUUCUCUGGGCAUUUCUGUGCGCUCAGGCAGUGCCAAGGUGGCCUUCUCCGCUACUCGGAGCACCAACCACGAGCCUUCAGAGAUGAGCAACCGUACCAUGACCAUCUACUUCGACCAGGUCUUAGUAAACAUUGGCAACCACUUUGACCUUGCCUCCAGCAUAUUCGUGGCACCAAGAAAGGGAAUCUACAGCUUCAGUUUCCACGUGGUCAAAGUGUACAACAGACAAACUAUCCAGGUCAGUUUAAUGCAGAAUGGCUACCCAGUGAUCUCUGCAUUUGCAGGAGACCAGGAUGUUACCAGGGAAGCAGCCAGCAAUGGUGUUCUGCUGCUCAUGGAGAGAGAAGACAAAGUUCAUCUCAAACUGGAGAGAGGCAACCUCAUGGGAGGCUGGAAAUACUCCACAUUCUCGGGCUUCUUGGUUUUUCCUCUAUAGACAGAGUC
Apodemus sylvaticus (European woodmouse) is the source of this 683-nucleotide messenger RNA. RefSeq names its product cerebellin 2 precursor (gene Cbln2). The transcript has 3 exons. NCBI's taxonomy places the organism in Eukaryota, Metazoa, Chordata, Mammalia, Rodentia, Muridae. Gene Ontology annotation, molecular function: protein binding. Bases 1 to 675 code for a protein of 224 amino acids. The record is from RefSeq and is a predicted model, not a curated record.